CGCCACCAUCGCGACUCAAAAGCUCCCACGGUGAUAAUUUUCCUUCCAACUUCCACGAUAAGACACGUACUUAAAUGGCGGGCUCAAAUGAUAAUCUCCCUGUCAACUUUGGCAUCCUCCUUUUCCCAGCCUUCCAAGCUCUCGAUGCUUUUGGCCCACUUGAUGCUUUGAACAUCUUAUCCAUGAAUUUUCCGAUGAAUUUAUCCAUCAUUGGACCUACACUGGAUCCGAUCUCUACAAAACAUAGCUCCAAUUUCGGUGAAUCCAUCGUUCCAACCCAUACAAUCAGCGACCCACCGCAGGAUCUCGACGUCCUUCUCGUCCCAGGAGGUCUGGGAGUCCGUGACUUUGAGGGCACUACGCCCAUUGUCGACUUCAUUCGGACUAUCUAUCCAUCGCUGGCGCAGAAGCCUAACGGUUACCUAAUCACAGUAUGCACUGGUUCGUGGCUCGCAGCACGAGCGGGAGUACUAGAUAACAAGUUCGCGACGUCAAACAAGUCAGCGUGGUACAAGAGGAAAAUAGUCGGUCCCAAGGUGAAAUGGGUUUCGCAUGCGCGCUGGGUUGUUGAUGAAAACAUCUGGACUGGGUCGGGAGUUGCGGCUGGCAUCGAUCUCACGCUGGCCUUCAUUGAAAAGGUUUACGGGGCUGAGACGGCGAACGAUAUUAGCCGUAUCAUGGAGUACAUGCCACAUAAAGACGCUAAUCAUGAUCCGUUUGCGGACCUGUAUAAGCUAGAGAGGGAAAACUGUUGAGAUUGAUUUAUGAGGAAGGAGAUACAACUUCGCCGUCAGUAUGGGUCUGACAUUUUUCGAUAACAAUAUUAAGAUUAUGGGGAAAUAAGAAGAAACGGAGUUGUUUUGUAUUACAAUGCGAAUGCGUGAAUGUAUACACUGGACGUUCCGGAAAGAUGAAUAUAUGUCUGUUGAAAUACACUUGCGGGUGGGGGUAUAGUUGAAUAUCGAUAUAAGGAGUUGAGUCCGAUUAAUAAGUCGACAGGACCAGAGGCGCGGUGUCGAAAGCACCUCACGUAUAGUGGUUCGUCUGGCGGCCGUAG
Marasmius oreades (fairy-ring Marasmius) is the source of this 1057-nucleotide messenger RNA. RefSeq lists its product as uncharacterized. Lineage: Eukaryota; Fungi; Basidiomycota; Agaricomycetes; Agaricales; Marasmiaceae. The record is from RefSeq and is a predicted model, not a curated record. The coding region runs from base 75 to 755 and encodes 226 amino acids. The transcript is spliced from 2 exons.